AUGAAGAGUAAUGUCAUGCGAACCCAUUCGACGGAUAACUCCAAGAGGGCUUCCAACAAGGACCGGUACGUGAAGUAUGAGGACCUAGUGGAGAAACACGGCGAAACAAUCGCCAAAGCCAUGAGGACCUCCAAGGAAAAGUUGGAGGCCAGAAGGCCUCUCAACGAGAAGCCCUACAUCCUCAAGCACCCAGACAUGCCGGACCUUGAUGGGUGGACCCUUAUUCGGGUCUUUGACGAAGCCACCGUGGAUACUUCCCAGACCGAGACGACUUCCACAACCGUCCAGGCCGCUGUGGAUCUAAAUGAGCAGCAGACCCACCAGCUCCUGCAGGAUCUGUCAGCCACGGGUUCCGUGGGCGAAGCCGACUUCGACCCCUUUGCCGCCCGUGCGAGUGCCGGUGCAUGUGCAGAAAAUCCCGGCGACGACAAAAAGGAGAAGAAGGAGAAGAAGGUGAAGAGCCUUCAAGAGGUGGCCCAUUCCAAGACCAAGGAUGCCAACAGCAAGGUUCUUGACGCUCAGAGCUUGAGGACCCAGCUUGCUGCCUUCUCCGCCGCGAAGAUGUCGGGUGCCAUGAAGGCCGGCUACUUGUCGGACCUCGAUGCGAAUGUGGCUUCGAUCCAGCAGGCAGUGCAGGCCGUGGACACGAGCCUGGGCACGGAUCCCUCGAAUCACAAGGGCGAUUUGCAAGGCUUUAUCGAUGCCUUGAAUGAAGCCGCAGAGCCCAAGCCGAAGGGCAAGGCGAAAGCGAAGUCGGCUCCGGGACCUGCCAAGUCGUGA
Symbiodinium necroappetens is the source of this 780-nucleotide messenger RNA. Lineage: Eukaryota; Dinophyceae; Suessiales; Symbiodiniaceae. The record is from the annotation of a GenBank genome assembly.